AUGGCCCCCAAGAAGUCCAAGGGCGAUGCCCACUCGUUGAACACCAAGCUCGCGCUGGUGAUUAAGUCUGGAAAGGUCGUCCUCGGCUACAAGUCUACACUGAAGUCCCUGCGGACAGGAAAAGCCAAGUUGAUCUUGAUUGCGGCUAACGCGCCUCCUCUUCGCAAGUCGGAACUCGAAUACUACAGCAUGCUGUCGAAGACUUCGGUACACCACUUCAGCGGCAACAACAUUGAGUUGGGCACCGCAUGCGGAAAGCUUUUCCGCUGCUCCACCAUGGCCAUCCUCGAUGCUGGUGAUUCCGACAUCCUGAGCGACCAGCAGGCUUAA
This is a messenger RNA of Phialemonium atrogriseum, 330 nucleotides long. RefSeq names its product 50S ribosomal protein L30e-like protein. The transcript has 4 exons. Gene Ontology annotation, molecular function: structural constituent of ribosome; RNA binding. NCBI's taxonomy places the organism in Eukaryota, Fungi, Ascomycota, Sordariomycetes, Cephalothecales, Cephalothecaceae. The record is from RefSeq and is a predicted model, not a curated record. The coding region runs from base 1 to 330 and encodes 109 amino acids. Gene Ontology annotation, cellular component: cytosolic large ribosomal subunit.